GUUUCUUCAGCAGUAUCGUCGAUUCAUCGUGAUCACGUUGGGAGCGCGACAGGCGUAUGAGUGAAGGCCGUGCGAAGAUAACUUCACACCGCGCUCGCGGGCGGAGAUAACUUCACAUCGUUCGGCGGGUACGUGCUCUCACGCGUGAGUCGAGGAGAGGACUCCUUCGUUAUCGGUAUCAGUCGCCCGUUGUCGCCGCGCGUGCACGUCUCACUAACUCCGGAACGCGUGUGCCGGCUCCCGCUCUCGCUCUUGAAUCUCUCUCUCUUUCUCUCUCUCCUCUCUUUCCUCUUACUGCGCCGACAAGCGUGACUCGUGGCGCGCUGUGUACCGGGGUCCAUAACACGCGUGCUUCUAUGCUCUACGUCGUCGCGCGCGAUACGACAACAUGACGGCCGAGAACGGGCACGGUGACUCUCGGAUGCGAGCGCGCAGGACGAAGAGCGUCACGAGGGCGGAGGAGAUCCAGAAGGUGGAGCAGAAGGUCCGCAGAUCGCAGCCUGACAAGCCAUGUCACCGUCCAAGAGAUAGUCUCUUUUCGUGGAGCUCCGGCUUCGAUAACUUCACGGGAUUCGUCAAUUGGGGCUUCUUACUGCUAGGUAUUGGUGGUGUCCGGCUACUGCUUGAAAAUUUCAUAAAAUAUGGAAUCAGAGUGGAUCCCUGGCAAUGGUUUCUGUUCCUUAGCGGCAAGAACGAUGGCGGCGAAGAAUAUCCCUCGUUGUUGCUCAUCUUCUAUUCUACCGUGCCGGUGGGCCUUUGUCUGCUGAUCGAGAAGGGACUGUCUGUGGAUAUCAUAGCUCAUGGCACGGGAAUGGUGUUCCACGUCAUAAACCUCGUUGUGAUGGUACUGAUGCCGAUGGUGGUCAUCCACGUGAAGGAUUCCGGAUUCAGCUUGGUUGGCGCGAUGUACGUGUGUAUGCUGUACGCUAUACUCUUUUUGAAGUUAUGGUCGUACAUACAAGUGAACAUGUGGUGCCGUUUGGGCAGCCGAAAGAAAAGCACGCAAGGCAGAAUGAGACGUCAGCUGUCUUAUAAUAAUCUUCAGUCUUCCGGUAUUCAACAGAAUACAAAUGACGUCACCGAUUUUGAGCACGAGAUGACCGACCGCGGGAAUGCACUGUAUCCUGUACAAUAUCCUGACAAUUUAAACUUCGGCGAUCUUUAUUACUAUAUAUUGGCGCCCACUUUGUGCUACGAAUUGAAUUUUCCCAGAACACAGCGGAUCCGAAAAAGGUUCCUUAUAAAACGGAUAUUGGAAGUCCUCGUAGGAUGCCAAGUUGUGAUGUCACUUUUCCAACAAUGGAUGAUACCUUCCGUUAAGAAUUCAUUAAUCCCUUUCAGCAAUAUGGACGUAGCCAAGGCCUCCGAGCGUCUUCUCAAGCUGGCGAUACCAAAUCAUCUAGUAUGGCUUUGCUUUUUCUAUCUGAUAUUUCACUCCUUCCUCAAUCUGUUAGGCGAGCUGCUACACUUUGCAGAUCGGAAUUUUUACUGCGACUGGUGGAACGCCAACAAUAUCGAUACGUUCUGGAGAACAUGGAACAUGCCGGUGCAUCGCUGGGCUGUGCGACAUCUCUACAUUCCGAUAGUAGAGAUGGGCUAUGGUAAAACCACGGCGUCGGUGACCGUCUUCUUUAUUAGCGCUUUCUUCCACGAGUAUCUCGUCAGUGUACCCUUGAAGACGUUCAAGAUAUGGGCGUUUAUGGGUAUGAUGGGACAGAUACCACUGUCGGUGUUGAGCAAGAUGGCGGAACGAUACUGCGGCGCCAGAUGGGGCAACAUCGUCGUGUGGGCGAGUCUCAUCAUCGGGCAACCACUUUGUAUAAUGAUGUAUUACCACGAUUACGUUGUAACGCAUUUUGGUGAGACUCUGAUCGAGGACUAUUCGGUGGUGUAAGGGAGUUAAAAGGGAAAAUGCAGAAAUGAGGGAGGAACUCUUCGAAGAGAGGGGGAGGGGGGAGGAGGUAGAAACUCGUGAUCGAAAGAUCUGUUUCGCUUGUCCGCGAAACUGUCGAUCACGGAUUCACGUGGCUUCCAGCUUGUAUUCCGGGCGCGAGGAAAUUCCUCGAGUCAUCGUCCCGUCGUAAUUUAAUUGUUUGCUAAUCGUUUAAUUGCCCAUGUGAUGAUUUACAACCGUUUGUAAGUUUGAUAAUACAAAUGUGCCUUAAACGUAACUUCGCGUUGUUGUGAACAACAAUACGAAGUAACGCGAGCGAAUGUUGAAGCGAAACCGAGAUUGUUCGCGGAUCGUUUGAAGAUACCAUUUUGUUUUAUAAGAAUUUUCUAGUACAUAUUUGAAAAAAGAAACUGUAAAUAUGUAUUUACCAGAGUUAGGCGUGUACAGCGGAGCCUUGAUAAUUUUUGUACAAUAGCAAUUGUAGUCGCGCGCUUCCACGCCGGAAGAGGCGAAACUGUUGUCGAAUAAACAAGAUAUUUCGCA
This is a messenger RNA of Wasmannia auropunctata (little fire ant), 2437 nucleotides long. RefSeq names its product diacylglycerol O-acyltransferase 1 (gene mdy). The transcript has 12 exons. Gene Ontology annotation, cellular component: endoplasmic reticulum membrane. The record is from RefSeq and is a predicted model, not a curated record. NCBI's taxonomy places the organism in Eukaryota, Metazoa, Arthropoda, Insecta, Hymenoptera, Formicidae. Gene Ontology annotation, molecular function: diacylglycerol O-acyltransferase activity. Bases 389 to 1894 code for a protein of 501 amino acids. Gene Ontology annotation, biological process: triglyceride biosynthetic process.